Messenger RNA from Eubalaena glacialis (North Atlantic right whale), 2725 nucleotides. It is a transcript of the gene SERAC1, whose product is annotated as serine active site containing 1. The record is from RefSeq and is a predicted model, not a curated record. Lineage: Eukaryota; Metazoa; Chordata; Mammalia; Artiodactyla; Balaenidae. The coding region runs from base 88 to 2052 and encodes 654 amino acids. The transcript is spliced from 17 exons.
GGCGCGCGCGGGCUGGGAGCGGCGGAGAGUGGUGGUCUCCCUGCCGACUUGGGGGCUGGCUGAGUCCGCGUGCCGGCAGCACACAGAAUGUCCCUGGCUGCUUAUUGCAUCAUCUGUUGCAGAAGAAUGGGAACCUCAACUCCUCCGCCAAAAAGCACCACACACUGGAGAGAUGUCAGAAAUAUAAUAAAGUUUACUGGAUCACUUAUUUUAGGAGGUUCUUUAUUUAUUACAUAUGAAGUUCUGGCCUUGAAGAAGUCUUUGACAUUAGAUACUCAAGUGGUAGAAAGAGAAAAAAUGAAGUCAUAUAUAUAUGUGCACACAGUUUCUUUAGAUAAAAGAGAAAAUCACGGAAUCACCUACCAGGCAAGAAAAGAGCUUCACAAAGCAGUAAGAAAAGUAUUGGCAACAUCAGCCAGGAUAUUACAGGGUCCAUUUGCUGACACCUUUAGUACAAUUGACGUAGAAGAUCACGAAUGUGCUGUGUGGCUGCUCCUGAGGAAGAGUAAGUCCGAUGACAGAGCAGCACGACUGCAGGCUGUGCAGGAAAUGUCAGAGACCCAUCACUGGCAUGAUUACCAGUAUAGGAUAAUUGCUCAAGCCUGUGAUCUGAGAACUCUUAUUGGUCUGGCACGAAGCAAAGAUAGUGAUCUUCGCUUUUUUCUCCGCCCACCUCCUUUACCAUCUUUAAAAGAAGAUUCUUCCAUUGAAGAAGAGCUCAGACAGUUGCUGGCUUCUUUACCUCAAACAGACCUAGAUGAGUGUAUCCAGUAUUUUACAUCUUUGGCUCUGAGUGAAAGCAGUCAAAGUCUAGCUGCUCAGAAGGGUGGUUUAUGGUGUUUUGGAGGAAAUGGACUUCCUUAUGCUGAAAGUUUUGGAGAAGUUCCUUCCGCUACAGUGGAAAUGUUCUGUUUGGAAGCUUUAGUAAAACAUUCUGAGAUACCCACACAUUGUGAUAAAAUUGAAGCAAAUGGAGGCUUACAACUACUGCAGAAGCUGUACCAACUUCACAAGGACUGUCCUAACGUACAGAGAAAUAUAAUGCGUAUCCUUGGAAAUAUGGCUUUGAAUGAACACCUUCAUUCUACUAUAGUUCGCUCAGGCUGGGUUUCCAUACUGGUAGAAGCAAUAAAGUCCCACGACAUUAUGGAGGCCUCACAUGCCGCCAGAACCCUGGCUAAUCUAGACCGAGAGACUGUGCAAGAUAAGUACCAGGACGGCGUGUACGUGCUGCACCCCCAGUACCGCACAAGUCAGCCCAUUAAAGCAGAUGUCCUGUUUAUUCACGGCCUUAUGGGAGCAGCGUUCAAAACGUGGCGCCAGCAGGACAGUGAUGAGGAUUUAACCGAAAAGGUUUCGGAGGAUGAAAGCAAGUACACAACAUGUUGGCCCAAGUCGUGGUUAGCAAGAGACUGUCCCGCUCUCCGAAUUAUAUCUGUGGAGUAUGACACCAGCCUUAGCGACUGGAGAGCAAGGUGCCCUAUGGAAAGAAAGUCCAUUGCAUUCAGGAGCAACGAACUUCUGAGGAAGCUCAGAGCUGCUGGUGUUGGGGAUAGGCCAAUGAUUUGGGUAUCCCAUAGCAUGGGAGGUCUUCUUGUCAAAAAGAUGCUGUUGGAAGCCUCUAAGAAGCCAGAAAUGAGUACUAUUAUAAACAAUACCAGAGGAAUAAUUUUUUAUAGCGUCCCUCAUCAUGGAUCCCACCUGGCUGAAUACUCUGUUAAUAUUCGCUAUCUUCUCUUUCCCUCUUUGGAAGUCAAAGAACUCAGCAAGGAUUCUCCUGCACUUAAAACACUACAGGAUGACUUUCUGGAGUUUGCAAAAGAUAAAAACUUCCAGGUGCUGAGUUUUGUAGAAACACUACCAACCUACAUUGGUAGCAUGAUUAAACUCCACGUGGUGCCCCUGGAAUCAGCAGAUCUAGGCAUUGGAGAUCUAAUUCCUGUGGACGUUAACCAUUUGAACAUUUGUAAGCCAAAGAAAAAGGAUGCUUUUUUGUACCAACGUACCUUACAAUUCAUCUGUGACACUUUAGCCAAAGACCUGGAAAAUUGACAAUUGUCUUCUUCUGUUUUCACACAUGAAUACAGUGCAAGAAACGUGGUGUUCUCUCUUUUUAAGCUCUACGCAAUCAUGCAAAUGUAGUCAUUAUGGCAUUAAUGUGGCCUGGAGUAUGUUGCAGGCAACAGAAUAUUGUUCUGUAAAACACAAACCCAGAAGUGGCAAUCACAGAAAGAAGCGCUAGACUGGAUUCUUCUGAUUUAAAAAACUUCCAUAUGUGCCAGUUUAUGUUUUGCAGUGUUGUUCCUGGUGAUUGAUUGAUUGAUAGGGAGCAAGCUGCUAUGGCUAAAGGAUGUGAUCUGUGACUUUUGUCAUCUGUGACUGUCCCUGGCUCAUGCUGGGAGCAGCACUGAUGGCUUCUGCAGGGAGAGCCAUCACCAGUUUACCACAGAAAUGCCUGUUGGAGGGUACCUAAAAUGGAGAGAGAAUGAACUUGAACAUAAAGACUCCUCUGUUUUGGGUCAGGGUUUCCAUGUGCUGUAAGUUUUUAAAACUUGUCAGUGUAAACCUUUGUGUAACAUGUUAGCUUUGUUACACGCCUUGUCAUCCAUGGGUCAUUUCCUUGUAAGUUUUUAUUUUCAUGUUGCUGAGAACAAAUAUUUCUCUUUUUAAAAAAUUUCUAGCCUAUAAUAAUUCUUUUCAGCCUGUAGCUACCUAAACUUUUAAU